This is a messenger RNA of Pleurotus ostreatus (oyster mushroom), 330 nucleotides long. RefSeq lists its product as uncharacterized. The transcript has a single exon. The coding region runs from base 1 to 330 and encodes 109 amino acids. The record is from RefSeq and is a predicted model, not a curated record. NCBI's taxonomy places the organism in Eukaryota, Fungi, Basidiomycota, Agaricomycetes, Agaricales, Pleurotaceae.
AUGGCCGAAGUGGUCCUCGCGAACGGUACAAACAUCACCUUGCUGCAAGCUCGCGAAUUUCUCGAGUUCUACCACCAAUUUCACAACCUCCAGAAACCCACGAUCAUGACAUUCACUCUCCCGCAUCUGCAGGAUGUCACAUCUGCAGUGAUGAUGGUCGGUUCGCAGCGUCUGGCGAAUGGCAAAGGCAAGAACAAACAAAUUGCGAUACGAAAUUGCCAGUUGAAGGCGGCAAUAAACCUGGAGCUGUACGAUCCGGAGUUGUGGAAGGCGUUCGUCGCGUUCGAGCGGGAAGCCAAGACCAGCUCGAGUAAUUCGCGAGAAUACUAG